Messenger RNA from Austrofundulus limnaeus, 3022 nucleotides. It is a transcript of the gene pgm2, whose product is annotated as phosphoglucomutase 2. Gene Ontology annotation, cellular component: nucleus. The transcript is spliced from 13 exons. Gene Ontology annotation, biological process: purine ribonucleoside salvage; carbohydrate metabolic process. The record is from RefSeq and is a predicted model, not a curated record. The coding region runs from base 117 to 1952 and encodes 611 amino acids. Lineage: Eukaryota; Metazoa; Chordata; Actinopteri; Cyprinodontiformes; Rivulidae. Gene Ontology annotation, molecular function: magnesium ion binding; phosphopentomutase activity.
CUUACGUCACACCCGGGUCACGUUACUGUCGGAUGUACGUACGCGUCUGGCUCGCUGCAGGCUGACAGCCACCUCGCCGGUUCGGACGCAGUUUGACUCGAGAGAAAAAAGAAGAAAUGGAGGAUAAUUUGACCCCAACCGGUGACACGAAGCUAGACGAGGCUGUCCGACAGUGGCUGCAGUAUGACAGGAACCCCAAAACAACAUCAAUGGUGCAGAAUCUGGUGAAGGAGGGAGCGGUGGAGGCUCUGAGGAAAUGUUUCUCAUCCAGGAUGGAGUUUGGUACAGCAGGACUGAGAGCAGCCAUGGGCCCCGGCGUGUCCUGUAUGAACGACCUGACUAUCAUCCAGACCACGCAGGGUUUCUGUUCGUACCUGGAGCAGAGUUUUACGACCCUUAAAGAGCGAGGGGUGGUGAUUGGGUACGAUGCUCGAGCCCACCCUCCCAGCGGGGGCAGCAGCAGGCGUUUUGCCGACCUGGCCGCAGCCGUGUUCAUCAGCCGAGGAGUGCCGGUUCACCUCUUCUCUGACAUCACACCAACACCUUUUGUGCCUUUCACAGUUUCCCAUCUGGGUCUGUGUGCUGGCAUCAUGGUGACCGCUUCUCACAACCCCAAACAGGACAACGGCUACAAGGUGUACUGGGAAAAUGGUGCUCAGAUCGUGUCUCCUCAUGACGUAGGGAUCUCUAAAGCCAUUGAGGAGAACCUGAAGCCUUGGCCCGAGUCCUGGAACACAGAGGAGACCCUGAAAAGCCCCUUACUGAAAGACCCCUACCAGGAUAUCUUCACACAAUACUUUAAAGCCAUUCAGAAACAUUGUCACUACAGGGAAAUAAAUAAAACUUCAGAGGUGAAAAUAGUGCACACGUCCGUGCACGGCGUUGGCCACACAUUUGUCCAGUCAGCGUUCAAGGCCUUUGAUCUUCUCCCCCCGUAUGCUGUGAAGGAACAAAAAGACCCCGAUCCUGAGUUUCCCACGGUGAAAUACCCUAACCCUGAGGAGGGAAAGGGAGUCUUGACGCUGUCGUUUAGUCUUGCAGAAGAGGAGGGAGCUUCUGUAGUGUUCGCAAACGAUCCUGAUGCUGAUCGACUGGCUGUAGCUGAGAAGCAGGAGAGCGGACAGUGGCGAGUCUUCAGCGGGAAUGAGUUGGGAGCGCUGCUUGGCUGGUGGAUGUUCCACUGCUGGAAGGAGCAGAACCCUGAAGCUGCUGCUGUGAAAAACAUUUAUAUGCUGUCAAGCACGGUGUCGUCUAAAAUACUGCGGGCCAUCGCCCUGAAGGAGGGCUUCCACUUCGAGGAAACCCUCACAGGAUUCAAGUGGAUGGGAAACAGAGCCAAAGACCUUUUGGACCAGGGCAAGACCGUUCUGUUUGCUUUUGAAGAAGCCAUAGGAUACAUGUGUUGUAACUCUGUACUGGACAAGGAUGGAGUGAGUGGUGCAGCCAUCGCAGGGGAGAUGGUGUCUUAUCUGGCUGCAAAAAACAAAAGCCUUUCUCAACAGCUCACCACCAUCUUUGAAGAGUAUGGCUACCACAUCAGCAAGAACUCCUACUUCAUCUGCCACGAUCAGGACGUCAUCCGCAAACUGUUUGAGCGGCUGCGCAGCUUCGGCGGCAAGAAGGGCUCGUACCCCGCCGAAUGCGGUCGCUUCUCUGUGUCCGCCGUUCGAGACCUGACCACCGGAUACGACAGCAACCAGCCCGACAAGAAGGCUGUCCUUCCCACCUCCAGCUCCAGUCAGAUGAUCACCUUCAGCUUCUCCAACGGAGGCGUGGCCACCAUGAGGACCAGCGGAACCGAGCCAAAAAUUAAAUACUACACUGAGCUCUGUGCUGCUCCUGGGAACAGUGAUGUGACACACCUGAAGAAGGAGCUGGAUGACUUGGUGGAUUCCAUCGUUGAAAACUUCUUUGAGCCAACAAAGAAUAAGUUGCAGCCCAAACCAGAGUAGUUCUGAUAAAAUCAGACGAACUGUGAAAAAUAUAUUAAUAUCUUUAAUAAUUGCACAAGUGGUUCUUGGGUUUAAUCUUAAUUUAAGGCUUUUACUUAUGGAGGCAUUUUUAGGGAAUUUUUGGACCAGUAAAUAUUUCAUAUAACUUUCUAUUUUUUAAUCAUUUGCCUUUAUGACGACAUCGAACCUCAGCUUGGAGUUUUUGUAGCCAAAGAUCAGUUUAGGAGCUUGUUUGCGUGCUCAUUUUUCUGUCUGUUAGCAAAAUAUUGCAUGAAUCGCUGGACAGAUUUUAAAAAUACUCUCUGAAAGUAUUUAUUAGAUUUACGUAUACAACUGAUUAAUAUUUGGAGUCAGUUAAAUUUAAGACGGCAGCCGCAAUGAAGCAACCUUAUAUAACACAACCAUUGUUAUAACUCGACCAUUUAUACAGAUACUGAGCUCAAAUUUAAUGCUGAAGUAGCUGAGAGUCAUUUCCAUUACUACUCUGAGGGCUAACAGCUCGCAUGGGAACUUUGUUUCAAGGCAGCAGGCGAUCUGCAUUCUGUCAACCAAUUUCAUUGUCCUGUUUUUGAUUUAUGGUGCAUCAUUCCUAAAUAUGGACCACAACGGUAUAUUAUUAGGCUCGCAGGACAUUCCUGUUUCCAGACAAAGUUAUGAGAUGUAUUCAGACUGCUUUAUAUUACCAGCAUUCAAAAAAAAAAAAAAAAAACACACUGUGCUUAAGCAUCACCUGCACUACUGCUGCUUACCUUACCUUGCACUCAGAGUUGUAAACUGCUGUAAACCUUUGAAUGUGUGCCAUGUUAUUGCAGGUUAAUGCGGGAGCUUUAAAGCUUCACAUCAUCAUAGAUGUGUGCAGGUAAAAACCCACAAGGCCUCGAGGUGUAGAGCGCCACCAGGUGGAGUCAUGAUGCUUUAACUUACUGUUCAUUCCUUUAUGUUACAACACAGAGCCCUUAGUUAAUAAUGAGGGGGAAUGCGUUUCUUAUCCUGUAAGGAGCAUUAUGUCUGAGAGAUUUAAAUGCUGUGCUUGUGAGCGUUUGUAAUCGAAUAAAAAAAAUCGAAUAAUG